AGAUGGCGUUGGGAGAGGGACGCUUUUGGCUUGGACAGAAGUGUAUUUCUCUCUGUUGAGACGAGGAUACAAAUAGGGAAGGGCAUAUGGAAGAUUCUGGAAUGGAGGAUGGCCAUAGAUGUGGUCAAUUAAGCUGAAUGCAUUGUGAUUUCCAAUAAUUGAGACAGUGAUUCUAAAAAGCUGUCUACAUUAAUGAAAAGAACAAUGUAGUCAGCUUAGCAUAUUCAACACUGUACAUGACUAAUGCAAAAUUUGAGGCAUCCUGGCAAUGUACUUCUGCAUGUCUGUCUGCAAGAUCCUUCUAACGCCUUUGAGGAAACUGUAGAUAAAGGAUCCCUGAUAGUUCACCUGUUGCACUUAGUAUCUCUUUAAAAGUUGUUAGUAGAGAUGGAUGUUGAUGAUAUAUUGCCUCCUCUCCCACUGGAGCCCCCGGAGGAUGACCUGUCAGGCAGCCGCAAAUGCAUAGCACCUCCACCACCUCCCCUGCAAACGUCCAGUGACGCAGAGGAAAUGGACGUUAGCUCUGGUGGUGAUGGACCCACAAACACCCCGGCAGAGAGCAUAGAGGCGCAGCUCCUCACCAAGGGCUCUCUGACGUUUAGUUGCCACCCAUCAGACGAGCCUGUCCCCGGCGCCUCGUGCCCUAGAACGGCUCGCCACGCUCCUCCGGUCACCAAAUUCCUGCCCGACUUGAAGUUGCUCAGAGACGUCAAGAUUAGCGUUAGCUUCUCGGAUGCUAGCAAAAGCAAAGACAGGAAGGUACUCUACACAGGGAUAGGGCAGGGAGGGGACUCUGAGGGAAGUGCGGAGGUUUUGAAUGGUGUGUUGCAUGAUUCUGUAGAGCAGAUGGCCAGUCAGGGUUGUCCAGGGGUCAGCGGUAAUGGUGUCCUCGGCACCAGGGCGAAAGGUGAGGAGGCGGAGGUGGACCUAGAGAACAAGGUUGAGUUUGCCGUCCUGGAUGAGUUGGAGGAUUUCAGUGAGAACUUCCUAGAGGCUGAAGAUGGAGACCAGGGCGGCUUCAGAUCAGACGUCAUUGUGCAACAAGAGCAAACUAACGAGGAGGACCUAAACUACUCUUAUGAGGAGGACUUUGACAAUGAUGUAGAUGCGUUGUUGGAAGAGGGUAUGCCAGUGCCCAAAAAGAUGCGGCUGGCAGAAGACAAGGACGCAGGAGACAGUGACCACCAGUCUGACGGAGAGGCUGGGGUUCAACCAAUGAUGACCAAAAUAAAGACUGUUCUUAAGAGUCGUGGGCGCCCACCCACUGAGCCACUACCUGACGGCUGGAUCAUGACAUUCCAUAACUCCGGCAUUCCAGUCUACCUUCACCGGGAAACCAGGGUUGUUACCUGGUCCAGACCUUACUUCCUCGGAACAGGGAGCAUCAGGAAACAUGACCCUCCUACAAGUAGCAUUCCCUGCUUGCACUACAAGAAAAUGAAGGAACACGAGGAACGGGAGCAAAAUGGCGAGGUGAUUGCCAACUCCCGUAGCACUCCCUUAAAGCCUGUAGAAGAGGGGGAUCUUCUGGAGAGAGCGGACGAACCGGACUCCACAGCCCCGGAAGAGAGCACUGCCAAUGCUGCGGAGGACCCCACACAGCCGUCUGGGGAGGCCACCGAGGCCCAGCCUGACGUGAAGGAGCCUGUGGUCCACGAGAUGGCCCAGGGGGCUUUGGGCCAGGUCAGGGCCAAAGUGGAGGUCUGCAAGGAUGAGUCGAUUGACAUCGAAGAGUUCCGCGGCUAUCUGGAGAAGCGCUUUGACUUUGAACAGGUGACUGUGAAGAAGUUCCGCACGUGGGCCGAGCGCAGGCAGUUCAACAGAGACAUGAAACGGAAGCAAGCGGAGUCUGAGAGGCCCAUCCUGCCAGCCAAUCAGAAGCUCAUCACCCUCUCAGUGCAGGAUGCACCAACCAAGAAGGAGUUUGUGAUCAAUCCGAAUGGGAAAUCGGAGGUUUGCAUUCUGCAUGAAUAUAUGCAACGUGUACUUAAGGUCCGACCUGUUUACAACUUUUUUGAAUGUGAGAACCCAAGUGAGCCCUUUGGAGCCUCUGUCAUCAUAGAUGGAGUGACAUACGGCACAGGGACCGCAAGUAGUAAAAAACUGGCCAAGAAUAAAGCUGCUCGAGCCACACUGGAGAUCCUCAUCCCUGACUUUGUGAAACAGACUUCUGAGGAGAAGCCCGUUGAAGGAGAUGAACUGGAGUAUUUUAAUCAUAUCAGUAUUGAAGACUCGAGGGUGUAUGAGCUGACCAACAAAGCAGGCUUGCUUUCACCUUAUCAAAUUCUUCAUGAGUGCCUUAAAAGAAAUCAUGGUAUGGGUGACACAAGCAUCAAGUUUGAGGUUAUCCCUGGGAAGAACCAGAAGAGUGAAUAUGUCAUGACUUGUGGCAAGCACACAGUUCGUGGAUGGUGCAAGAACAAGAGAGUUGGCAAGCAGCUGGCCUCUCAGAAGAUCUUGCAGAUGCUCCAUCCCCACGUGAAGAACUGGGGAUCACUGCUGCGCAUGUAUGGCAGGGAGAGCAAUAAGAUGGUCAAAAAGGAAAAUUCAGACAAAAGUGUGAUAGAACUUCAGCAGUAUGCCAAAAAGAACAAGCCAAACCUGCAUAUCCUGAACAAACUUCAAGAUGAGAUGAGGAAAUUGGCAAAGCAGAGGGAAGAGACCAGGAAGAAGCCAAAAAUGACCAUAAUGGAAUCUGCCCAGCCAGGUUUCAUUUUGUGUUUCUUCACCCCUUUUAAUCAUGCUUUGGUGGUAACCAGUAGAAUCAAGCUCCUGUAUUGAUGUGAAGUUUGUGGUAGCAUUGUGCAUACAGUGAUGCUGGCGGUGUGUAGGAUGUUAGGGUCAUGACUGGUCAACAUUACUUGGCAGACCUUCAUUUGCAUGUUGUUUUUUUGUUUUUUGUUUUUUUUGCAUCUGAAAUAUUGUUGGUUUGUUUUUUGUUGGUUUUGUUUUGUUUUUAAAAAACCUGUUUGAACCCUGCCCACAAUCUGCAGUGCCCACAAUCUGCAGUGAUAUUACUGUUUUUGCUCUUAUUGCUAAACGUGUAAAAGUAUGUACGAUGCCUUUUUUUUUGUUGGUUUGGUGGAAACGCAGGAUGAAACAUAUCAAAAGACAGCCAAUUGUGCUGAUCUGACAAGCUAUAAUUCUUGCUUUCCAUUGGCACUGCGGAGAACAUGAAGCACCAGAGCUUUCAAGUACUGUAGUCUUUGUGGCUGUGAAGACUUGUAGGUUGAAGGCGUUCGAGCUUCUCUGUCCCUCCUUUUACAUUUUUAUAUAUCGCCUUUAAUUCAAAAACGCCUGCAAGGAGUACUUAAGACAAGGGCGCCAAGUCCAGAAAACAUCAGUAUUGCCCAUUUUCCACGAACUUCAAAUAGACAAUUUGAUGCUGGUGUUUGUUGCCUUAGUCUAUCUCAAUCUCUUCAAUGUCCAUCACAAGGGAAACAUAAGACCCUUUUACUUGAGUCUUUGCUAAUGGUGAAGCUACCUAGAAACUAACAGCAGUGCAAUGAAAUGGGAGUUAUUAAUGUUGAUAUUUGAGGGGAGGGGAGGGAAGGGGGGGGGGGGGUGAAUGCCUUUAGCAUGAGUUUUUACAGCUGUCUUAACCGAUUGUUGUGUCUACAGGCCUAUUAAAAUAUGUGUACGUUGCAAUCAUUGUAGCGAGUUGAUUGUGUUCAGGUCAACAGGUUUUCAAGGUAAUUAUAUGAAUUCAAAUUGGUUAACUGCAGUACAAAAGGCAAUUAAGCAAAAACAGCUAGGUACUCUAUACCUCGUGACAAUGCGAUCAUGUAAUGACAUACAAGGUGUGAACCAAAGCUUUUAAUAGUCUUAUGCAUUUUUAUAGAAUACUGUAGGUUGCUGCAUAAAACAUACAAUAGUUAUAUUUACUGGAAAGGAGGGAUAAAAGUUGCAAUAACUGCUGGAUCAAAAAAAAUCUAUAUAUAAACUGCUGUGCACUGUCAUUGUGUGAAGUAUUUUAGUUUAGUGUGCUUUUCUUGAGUGUUGCAUUGCAUUUGUUUUUUGGAACUUCACCGUUGUACAUGAGCACGAGGCUGCUGUAUUACAGAGUUAGAACACUUUUAAGAAUGUGCUUAUUUUCACCCCAGUUUAUUCUGAGUUUACUGCCUGUCCAAACUGUCUUGCCAAGUGUGUUGGUGUGUGAAGAAUAUAUUCUUUUUUAUAUAUAUACUUGUUACCAUGGAAGGUCUAAUAUUAAGUUGUUUAAUAGAGGUAUUGAUGCCUAGGAAGAAAAAACAUUUCUUGUCAAUGUGACUUAUGAUCGCUGACUUACAGUGAGUUGUUUAUGCAAAUAAAGGUGUCUUGACUAGUA
Messenger RNA from Sardina pilchardus (European sardine), 4327 nucleotides. RefSeq names its product DGCR8 microprocessor complex subunit (gene dgcr8). Bases 388 to 2781 code for a protein of 797 amino acids. Gene Ontology annotation, cellular component: microprocessor complex. NCBI's taxonomy places the organism in Eukaryota, Metazoa, Chordata, Actinopteri, Clupeiformes, Clupeidae. The transcript has 15 exons. Gene Ontology annotation, biological process: primary miRNA processing. Gene Ontology annotation, molecular function: double-stranded RNA binding; heme binding; primary miRNA binding. The record is from RefSeq and is a predicted model, not a curated record.